This is a messenger RNA of Lytechinus pictus (painted urchin), 2115 nucleotides long. RefSeq names its product metalloproteinase inhibitor 3-like. NCBI's taxonomy places the organism in Eukaryota, Metazoa, Echinodermata, Echinoidea, Temnopleuroida, Toxopneustidae. Gene Ontology annotation, cellular component: extracellular matrix. Gene Ontology annotation, molecular function: metalloendopeptidase inhibitor activity; protease binding. The transcript is spliced from 4 exons. The record is from RefSeq and is a predicted model, not a curated record. Bases 1 to 708 code for a protein of 235 amino acids. Gene Ontology annotation, biological process: negative regulation of endopeptidase activity; negative regulation of membrane protein ectodomain proteolysis.
AUGUCACAAUCACUGAUGUGUUUAUGGUUCCUGAUGUUUGCACUUUGUGAAGAUGUCAAAGGUACUGCUCAAUGCAUGUGCAUGCCUGAACACCCACAACAACAGUUUUGCAGAUCAAGCUUUGUUGUUCGUGGUCGAAUCAUUGGAAAGCUAGUACACUCCAAUCGAAACCAUGGAGGGGCGUCAAUGGAUGUUGCACCAGUGGAUAUCGAUGAAGGAACGACAGCUUAUAUUGUGAAGGUAGAGAGGAUAUAUAAAGGUGAAGGCGUAAUGGGACUACAGAGACAUGUUGAGGUUACCAUGAUGAGACGAGAUAAGGAAUGUGGCUUGAAAAGACUAAGGAAAGGACAUGUUUAUGUCUUCACAGGUAACCAUGAUGAGACAGGAUUGUAUAACAUUGGAACAUGUGAUUGGGUGAUUGAAUACUCAGAUCUUACCAAAAUGCAGAAACAGGGUGUUAGAUAUCUAUACAGACAAUACUGCAAUACAUGUGAGAUCAAUCUUUGUUUCAAUGGGCAUUGUAAGCAGCGGAGUCCUACAUCAUGUAUGUGGGAUGUUGCAGGGAUUGGCUAUGGAGAUGACCAAUGUGAAGCCAAACAUUCUAGAUGUAUCAGACUGGGUAAUGGAAGCUGUGGAUGGUUCAAUUCUUUUGGUUUCAAAGGAUGUUACAGAAAUCGUGCAUUAUCACAGCAAAACAGAGUGAAAUAAUAUUAUACCAGACUUAUAACACGCAGUUUAUCUUUAUUGUGAUAUUGUACUUGCUAAAUUGAGGAUGAAGCAGUAAUGACAUGCACAGGAGAAGAAUUUAUUUUAAGAAAAUUAAGCUGAGUUGAGAGGCCGGGUUAUGCAAUUGAAUUUUAUUUUCCCAGUGUUUGAUGUCCUGGCCUUUGUUAAAAAUUCUUAAUAAAAGUGUAAUUGUGCUGUUAAGUGUGUGAUCAAUAUUCAGAUAUGAAAUGAUAAAUUGAAUAUAUCAUUUUCAAUAUAAAACCAUUGUAAGAAGAAUCCAUCUAAGAAAGAUAACCCCCUUGACAUGUGUGAUUCCAAUCAAAUGGCAUCUAAAUAUAAACAGUAUUCAUGAUAAAGAUCUGGAAAUAAAUGUAGUCUUCCUCAUAUUAUGUAAUUUUUGAUAUUAUCACUCUACCCAUAUAGGUAUGAACUUGAACCUGUAAUAAAAAUAUUGAGACCAAAUGAUAUAUAUGUAAGCUAUCCACAAAUGUUUUGAGCAUUCCAGUAUUGAAACUGAAAUAUAAAGUAUAUCCUUAAGCAUAUUAUAUCCAUGUUAUGUAGCUUGAGCAUUUACCUAGAUUGUAUUUCAAAAUAUAGAUCUUUAACAAAAUAAGGCAAGCUAUUUCGUAAGCUUAUAUUCACAUCAGAGAUCUAAUAUUAAAUCCUUUAAAACCCAUGCGAAUCAUGCAUUUAAGUUGGUUUAUGUUUUUUUUUAUAAGCAGUAGGCCCUAAAUCAUCUCUUAUCAACAAUGUGAGCUAAGCUACAAAUGUGUUUCAAUUUAUUUUUAAGGGUAUUACAAUAUGAAAAUAAACUCUACUUGAUCUUUUUUUUCAGUUUGAUCCAUUGCAACAAAAUAAUGUAAGUCUCGAUAAUCUCAGUAAUGUCAACUUACAUCUGUUUGGUUUUUUAAGUAUCACAUAUAUAUCUUACUCCCAUCGCCAUCUUAAAUUUCUUAUUGUACUCAGUGAUUGACUGGAUGUUUUAUGAACUCGAAACAUACGCAAUUUCAGAACAAAUAACAAGGUCAUCAGCUUAAACUGCUAUCAUUAUAUGAUGUAGCUUUUUAAUGUCAUUCAGUGUUUGUAAACAUGUUGAUAAUUCUUUAAAUUAAUGUAAAAAAUGUGCCUUCCCUUUCUACUCACUUGUAUUCAUAUAGAAUGAGUAAAAAGUUCUACAUUUCUAUAGAGAAGAGACCAUCAUUAACAUUUCCUGCCUUUUCUUCUGCAUUAUUUUAGCUUGUUUUUCCAAUGGAAAUGUGUAAAUAUGUACUAAAUAUUAUUUUCUUUACCUAAUUGUUGUACAGAUGUAAACAGUGUAAAUAUGAAAGUGCCAAUUUUUGCACAGUGUUUAUAUAUAUUUUGUAAAUAAAUGGUUGAAUAAACAUCAAA